Molecule: messenger RNA, 414 nt
Organism: Rhopalosiphum maidis (corn leaf aphid)
Lineage: Eukaryota; Metazoa; Arthropoda; Insecta; Hemiptera; Aphididae
Exons: 2
Coding region: 1-414 (137 amino acids)
Source: RefSeq, a predicted model, not a curated record
AUGUCUAAUAACACUUGUGAUGCCAUAAGGCAUAAAACUAAAAGGUUCAGCUUUAAGAGAAAGCUGUUUAAUUCGAAUCAAAAUAGAAACGAGCCAAAAAGAGAGACAAAAAAAGAUGUGAAAAAAGAGACGAAAGUGCAUGACUACCAGGAACCUCAAGAACAUCACGGAAAGUCAGAGGUUGGUUUUCACAAUAAACCAAAAAAGGUAGAUGAUAAAAUUAAUCACGAUCAUAAUGAGCAAACUGAAACAAUAACACAAGAUGAUAAUUCUAAAAUGCCGGACGGUUUUGAAAACAAAGCAACGCAAACAAGAAUUUGUUGUAUUCAUAACCACUGCAAGAGAAAACAGCGAAAACGAAACGGAAAUUUUUUUCCCGAAGCGUGGUCUUGUUUAACAAAUUUGUGUAAAUAA